Molecule: messenger RNA, 201 nt
Organism: Sphaeroforma arctica JP610
Lineage: Eukaryota; Ichthyosporea; Ichthyophonida
Exons: 1
Coding region: 1-201 (66 amino acids)
Source: RefSeq, a predicted model, not a curated record
AUGUCGAGUCGGGUAAUGACGGAAACCAGGACGCUGGAGAAAUGGAGAGUCAACCAUGGAGGCGGGGUGAUCUCCGGUGCCCAACACGUGGAGGAUAAGAAAAGUGUCAUGGAGCGAUUUGGUGUACGCCUGCUGAUCGAUAGUAAUACCCUUGUUAUGUUGUCGGAUGCGAAGGCCGACAAGAUGAGAAGCAAUGCCUAG